GCCGUGUUUACGAUUUUUAGCGAAUUUAUGGACGACUUUCAAGAACAACUUCAUAAAUAUCGCCUGCGGAAAAGAAGAAAGGAGGUGGUUGAUAAAUUUAAAAGCAAAAUUCGAUUUCCUUGGCCAUUUGGCAAAGCUGAACGACAAAUGGAAGUCGUUGAGAUAACAAAGGAAGCCGACAAAUCACCAUCCACAAGCCUCUCAGAAGACGAUUUCAUCGAAGAUAGCGUUGGACACACGUUGGACCCACCUAAGGAGACGUGGAGGGAUGGAAAGUGUUUAAAAUAUACGCUCUGGACGGUUUAUUUUUGUUUUUGGGUCACAGUUUAUAUUAUUGCCAUUGAACUUAAAUUUGGCAUAGUAUUCUUAAUGUUUUCUGCGCUCUUUAUGAUUUAUUUCAACACUCGCACCGGACCGAAAAAGCCCAACGAGAUUAGUGCCUAUAGUGUGUUCAAUAAAGAUUUCCAGAGCAUUGAUGGAACUCUUAAAGCGGAGCAAUUUGAGCGAGAAAUACGGUACGGCUCGAGUAGUGUGCGUUAAAAUGUUUCAAAUACAAGUAGUAUCGUCUCUGUAUCUUCUCUGCAAUUUAUGUUUAAAUGACUGUUUUCUUAUUCUAUAUAUCAGCAAGACCCCAUAUCAAAAAAACAAUGUAGAAUAUCAUACUUGACGUACACUUGAAUUUAUCGUACUAAGUGUAUGUAAAUAAUAUUGAAUACUAGGCCAAUUGAUAAUUCCCGAAAUUUUUUUAUAAUUCCGACAUGUUUUUUCGCUUUCAAGAUAGUACAUGAAGAUAUUUCCAAUAAAUGUUGAACAGAAACUUAAGCCAAUCCAUAAUAAACAAAUAGAGUGAAACAUGUUUUAAGCCACAAUUCAUUUAUACAGUUUGUGAAAGAAAGCAGUUUGAAAACACAACAUAAAAUGUAAAUUAUAAAUUUUAUUUUAUCGUUAAAUUUUAAUUGGGUAGGAAGUUUUCUAGCUCUGCAUAUACUUAAGCACAAUUAU
Molecule: messenger RNA, 1002 nt
Organism: Scaptodrosophila lebanonensis
Lineage: Eukaryota; Metazoa; Arthropoda; Insecta; Diptera; Drosophilidae
Gene: Saysd1
Product: SAYSvFN domain-containing protein 1
Exons: 2
Coding region: 28-540 (170 amino acids)
Source: RefSeq, a predicted model, not a curated record